AUGGCAACUGCGACACAAUCCAGUACCAGCGCCGCCACGUCCGGUAGUGACAGCGGUGGAGGGGGAGGAGGUCCAAGCAGUUCGCCGCUUCUCUUCUUUGUCGCUCUUGGAUUUGGUGUUGUUUUUACAAAUUUAUGGAUCAUCGUCGGCGUCAAGUACUGUUUUCGAUAUAACCAACGGAAUCGGCAACUGCGCAACGAAGAGUCCGGAGAGCCGAUUGAUUUGACGAACGUGCCGAGAACUCACAGAAGACGAAGAGAAAAGAAACUGAUGUCGAUGGAGGACGUGAAUGAACGGUUCCCAUUGAUGAAAUAUAAAACAUGGCGCGCUUCCCGUGUCGACGAGGGCCUGCCUAGCGAAGGCGGCAUAGUUGCGCCUUCGAGUAGGCCGCAGACGCCAAAGGCAGGCCAGGAAGAACAUGUCGAUGUUGUCGACUCUUUACCACACGAUACGGCUUCUACAAAAGACCACGAAACCGAGUCCUCCGAUCCCACAGCACCAAACCGCAGUUCUGUCGUGACGGCAGACGAAAAAGUACAAACCCCAGAAAACCCUUCUACCGACAAAUCCACCACCCUACGAGCGGAUUCCCUCGAUCGCCCUUCAAUGGAACGAAUGGCAUACGAAGAUACCGAUGGCCCCAUCCAAACAGCGCUGCCAGCCGAAUUACUACCCAGUCCCGGAGAUUCUUGUGCAAUUUGCCUGGAUCUUAUAGAGGACGACGACGAUGUACGCGGUCUCACAUGUGGUCACGCCUUUCACGCAUCCUGCGUGGAUCCUUGGCUCACGAGUCGUCGCGCAUGCUGUCCCCUGUGCAAAGCUGAUUAUUAUAUUCCAAAACCACGGGCCGAAGGAGCUGCAGAAGCUACCCCCGAAAAUGAACGAUUUGGACGUCGUGCCGCUGGUCGGUCUGCUACGUUGUCAUCUCCUCAGCAAGUGCUCAUCGCAGGCCGCAUCAACCCUUUCAGAUCACGAUCGAUAUUCCCCAGACCCGUUGCCAUCCAAGAGACGACUCCCCAGACUCGGAAUUCGAGAACUGGCACUCGGCCCUCGGCUUCUACGAACGGCCAACAAAAUUCAACUCCCUCAUCAGUCUUUUCUUCAUUAAGAACCAGACUUAACAUAUUCAACCGCCCUCAACCCUCUACCACUGCAGCUCCCGGUGAGCCCAAUCCCACUCCUCGCCAGCUAGAAGCCGGCACAGCAACCGCAUCUUAG
Talaromyces rugulosus is the source of this 1218-nucleotide messenger RNA. RefSeq lists its product as uncharacterized. The transcript is spliced from 2 exons. Gene Ontology annotation, molecular function: ubiquitin protein ligase activity. Gene Ontology annotation, cellular component: cytoplasm. The record is from RefSeq and is a predicted model, not a curated record. The coding region runs from base 1 to 1218 and encodes 405 amino acids. Lineage: Eukaryota; Fungi; Ascomycota; Eurotiomycetes; Eurotiales; Trichocomaceae. Gene Ontology annotation, biological process: ubiquitin-dependent protein catabolic process.